AGGUCACCAACGAAGACAGCACGUUUACUAACAUUUACCUCCUUUCGCAGUGGGACAGAAAUCUACGACUCCAGCACGUUUGUCUGUUGUUCUUGGAGUUGUUUCUUCGAAAAUUGCUAUCAAUCUUAGUUCAAACACCCUGCACCAAAGCCCUAAGCGUCCAUGCAACUCAAGGACGAGUCUAAUUUCCAAGUUCUGACAGGAUUGCAAACAUUGUCUUUGACAGAGAGCUGAACAAACAACAGUUGCCAGGAUUCAGCUGCUUUUUGAACUACUGGAAUCGACCACAGGUAAAUUUUAUUACUUUCAAAAUUGACAGACUAAAUUUUAAUAUUCACGCUCUACUUAUCAAAACUUGUUAGCUAAAUCGGGAGAUGAUGGGUUUCCGAUCGCCUCUUCUUAAACCUUUUAAAGUCGGUUUGAAUGCGUUGGUUUAUUCCUUUCGUCUCACAACCGGACCUACUAAGCACCUGUCGAAAUUGAAUCAAGUUCAGCACCAAUCAAAGUCUUUGGUGACUACUAGCGUCAUUACUGCUCCAUCGUCGUUGAAAAAGAUAGAAAAGCACAUCGUUUACUCCCGCCACGCAGAUUGUUACCUCCACAAUCAAACGGUGGUGCAGCGAUUCUUCGAACGAGCUUCUUUAUGGCCCAAUCUUACAGCUUUGGAAUGUGGGCUCACAGGACGGAAGUACUCUUAUGACAAGGUACGUGAAUUGGUCCGCCGUUUCGGCAGUGCUCUAGUUCGGAUGGGUUUUAAGAAAGGUGAAGUAUUCGGAAUGAUUCUUCCGAAUCUUCCGGAAUUUCCAAUUGUUUUACUCGGAGCGGCUGGCAUUGGAAUGCCAGUUACCACCGUGAAUCCUACUUACACCGUCGAAGAAGUUGCGCGCCAAUUGAAAAAUUCAAAUACCACCGUCGUCGUGACCAUUCCGCAAUUGACGGGAACACUCCGCCAAGUGGCUCAACUGUGCCCGGAAUUACGUCGUCUUAUUGUCCUGGGAAAUCCUGAAGAAGGUUUCACUUCCAUUUGGGAAAUGUUGCAGGAUUCCGGUGACCUUUUCGACGAGAACAUAAAGAUUGAUCCUUCGAUGGACACAUUUGUGUUACCCUAUUCAAGCGGAACAACAGGUCUUCCCAAGGGCGUUUUGCUUACGAAUUCAAAUGUUACCGCCAACAUUCAACAAAUCGAGCAUCCAGGAACGAUGAAAGUAUCUUCUUGUCCAGCAACAAACUGUGAUGCGUCAGAUUUGCAAGAGGUCUUCGUUUGUGUGCUCCCGUUUUUCCACAUAUAUGGGAUGGUGAGCGUGAUGCUGACCGGCUUAGAUCAUGGCGCCAAGUUGGUGACUCUACCUCGUUUUGAAAGCGAAUCUUUCCUGGAAAAUGUUCACCAACAUCGACCUACGAUGUUGCAACUCGUUCCUCCGUUGGUUUCGUACCUCUCAGUUCGUCCUGAUUUGAAAUUGGAUUCCUUUCGCCGAUUGCAUACCAUCAUUAUCGGCGCUGCACCACUGGGACCGGCGGUUGCCAACAUGCUAAUCGAGCGUUUGGGCAAGCCCGAUUUAUUGAUGCAAGAAGGUUACGGGAUGACUGAAACAUCUUCAGUGACUCAUUUGAGCCCAAUAGUGAACAACAAAAUCGGUUCGUUUGGAGAGCCGCUGUCUCGGACCCAAGUCAAAGUUGUGGACGUUGAGACCGGCGAAUCCUUGGGACCUGGCCAACAAGGCGAGAUGUGUGUGCGGGGCCCGCAAAUGAUGAAAGGUUACCACAGCAACGAAAAGGCCACCAGAGAAACUGUCGACAGCGAUGGAUGGCUUCACACCGGAGACAUUGUUUAUUACGAUGAAGAAAAUCAGUUUUUCGUCGUCGACCGGUUGAAAGAGCUGAUCAAAGUGAAGGGGCUUCAGGUGUCUCCUUCAGAACUGGAAGAUGUUAUACGACGCCAUUCUGGUGUUUCGGAUGUCGCAGUUAUCGGUGUACCAGAUGAGAUCGCUGGUGAACUUCCACGCGCUUACGUGGUCAAGAAGAAGGGAGUCGUGGUGUCUAAAGAAGAUAUCGCCGAAUUCGUGGACGUCAAAGUGGCUCCUCACAAAAAGUUGAAGGGUGGCGUAGUCUUCCUCGACUCGAUUCCCAAGACCAACACUGGAAAGUUACUUCGCCGUGAACUGAAAAAUCUCAGUAGGCCUACGUCAUCAUUAUGAAGUUGACUUUAAUUUAGGCAUCUUUGGUGCGUUCAAUCCUAAAAUUUUUAAUGAAAUUAUAUUUCUAUAGUUCCUACUUUUGGGCGUAUGCAA
Molecule: messenger RNA, 2288 nt
Organism: Daphnia pulicaria
Lineage: Eukaryota; Metazoa; Arthropoda; Branchiopoda; Diplostraca; Daphniidae
Product: 4-coumarate--CoA ligase-like
Exons: 8
Coding region: 375-2195 (606 amino acids)
Molecular function (GO): CoA-ligase activity
Source: RefSeq, a predicted model, not a curated record